ACUGAAGAUUCAAUGAAACCCACCAUCCUUAACUUUGAUAUAAAAACUGAAGAACCUUUGGAUCUCAACUGUGAAUACGAAGGAAGUUUCUCAAUACUACCAAUUUAUACCUAAAGUUAAAGAUAUGUUGAAACACCCUCCUACCUCAAACUAUUGCCGGCUCUGUGUAAAAAGAUGCAGUGAUUACCAGCGCAGCCUCUAUGAUGGGACAGGUCAAGCUAAUGCGAAUCGUCAUCUUGUGGGCCAAUAUUUUACCAACGCAGUGUUGAAUAUGGAAUGGGAGCAACAACUUCAAUAUAUCUGCGAAGAAUGUUGGCAAAAUAUCUCGAGGUUCCAUCAAUUUCAACAGUCGGUUAUUGAAGAGCAGAAGAGCCUACAGCUGAAAGAAGUUGGGGAAGUUAAGAUCAAGCCUGAGGAGAAUAUAAAUCAGCAAGAAAUACAACUGGAGUUCCAUAAUGCCAAAGAAUUUAGCGCUAGGACUGAAGAUGUAAUGAAACCUACUGUCCUUACCUUUGAUAUAAAAUCUGAAGAACCUUUGGAUCUCAACUGUGAAUAUGAAGGCCAGUUAACAGAUAAAGAAAUGUCUUUGAUGUCCCAUAUGUCUAAUAGAAACGAAACUACAUCCUUGUUGAAUGACGAUGAAUCCAAUGAUGGUUUUAGCUCAAGUGAUGAUAUGGCCAUAUCAUCUUUGGACCAGACCAACCCUUGCUCUUCAGAUAAAGAAGAUCCUGCCACCAAAAAGUCUGUAAAGGAGUUUGAUGAACUGGUUGCUUUGUGGCGUUCCUCCUUGGAAUGCGAAAUUUGCCAUCAGCUGGUGGCCAGUUAUUCCCAGUUGGAGGGACAUUUUAGAAAAGACCAUGCCUCAGAAGUUUGUUACCUUAUGUGUUGCCAAUUAAAGCUGGACAAUCUUUAUAAUAUCGAGAAACACAUACGCUAUCAUAGUGCCCCGCAGCAGCUUAGAUGUGAGGCAUGUUGCAAAGUUUUCCGCUUGAAGAAAUACUUGAGAAGACACAAAAUAUAUUUCCACACCAGCAAAGGAGGAGAUGAAAAUGCUAAAGACAGCAAGAUGUUGGAAAGGAAAUAUCGUUGUGACAAGUGUUGGAAGACCUUUGCAACGAAAAAGCAUUUGACCGGUCACGAUCGUUAUAUGCAUAAAUCCGAGACAUUGGAUUGUGACAUUUGCGAAAAAUCCUUUAAUCGUCCGUAUUUACUGCGUGAGCACUUGGCGACUAGCCAUAAAGGAGAGAAGAGGCAUGCCUGCCCCGUUUGUCCUGAGGCAUUUACUCAACGAAAUUCUUUCUGCCGACACAUGCGAACAUCUCAUCCCCAGGAAUGGAAGAGGAUGAAAAACGAGUCUGCCCUAAGUGAGACUAUAAAAGGAUAUCGACGAGAAACUAGGGGAGAGAGUACAGUCUAUGUGUGCAUUCAUUGUUCCAAGGAGUAUGACAAGCGAUGCGCCAUGUUUUCACAUGUCAAGAGGUUGCACAAGCGAACAACUCAGCAACUGGCUGACGCUAAUGGUUCAACUAUUCCAACAAGGAAGAAAAAGGCGCAUGCAUGCUCCUUUUGCCCCAAGGCAUACAGCUCACGAUUUUGUUUCAGCCAACACAUGAGAAAAUGUCAUCCGCAGGAAUGGAAGAAGAUGCAAAACGAAGAGGACGCUCUCAAGGGGUAUCGGCGAGAAACUCGGGGCGAGAGUAUUGUCUAUGUUUGCAUAUAUUGUUCAAAGGAGUAUGAAAAUCGAAAUUCCAUGAACAGUCAUCUCUACCGAUGUCAGAGAGACCAUCGACCUAUAGAGCCUAAAAAGGGGUUCCGGCAAGAAACUCGGGGAGAGAGUAUGGUCUUUGUUUGCAUUUAUUGUCCCAAGGAGUAUAAAAAUCAGCGUUUAAUGUACAAUCAUCUCAACCGAUGUCACAAAGACAAUGGACCGUUAGCGGAGCAGGCAGCUAUAAUUUCGGAAACGCCAGUGUCAGCUGAGCAGCAGCAAUCGAUUCAUAGUCGAAGUACUAGAAUUUGCCAAGACUUACAUCAUAGCAGGAUUAUAGAGCCCAAGAAAACUGAUGUAACCAACUCAGCAACAGUUGGUGAUACUUUAAAUGAGCUGACGAAGCAAGGAGAUGAUAAAGAUUUUACUGAAACAAAUGUCUGGGGAAAUGAGGAAAUGGAUGAGAGUGAAAUACCACCGGAAUUUGAAGAUGCUACCUCGGAAAAAGUAAUGCCUAAAGUUAGAGACAUGUUGAAACAACCUCCUCCCUCAGACUAUUGCCGGCUCUGUGUAAAAAGCUGCAAUGAUUACCAGCGCAGCCUCUAUGAUGAGGCAGGUCAAGCAAAUGCGAACCAUGAGCUUGUUGGCAAAUAUUUCACUACCGCAAUGUUGAAUAUGGAAUGGGAGGGACACCUUCAAUAUAUCUGCGGGACAUGUUGGCAGCAUAUCUGGAACUUCCAUCAAUUUCAGCAGUCGAUUAUUGAGACUCAGAAAGAAGCCACUAAAGAAAUUGAGGAAGUGGUUAAGGUGAAAUCUGAAAUGAAUAUAAAAGAAGAACAACUGGAGAGCCAUAAUGCCCUUAGCCACAGCACAGACGAUUUAGUGAAACCUAAUGAAGAACAACUGGAGUGGCAAAAUGCCCAAGGAUUUACUGCUAGCAAGAAAGAUUUAGUGAAACCUACGGCCCUUACCUUUGUUAUAAAGUCUGAGGAACCUUUGGAUUUCAACAGUGAUUAUGAAGGGAUGUCACCUCAGGAGGGCCAGCAACAGUUAGCGUAUGAAGAAAUGUCUGUAAAGUCCCAUAUGACCAGUGGACAAGAUACAUCCUUAUUGUAUGAUGAUGAAACCAAUGAAGAUUAUAGCUCAAAUGAUGAACUGCCCUCAACAUCUUUGGAGCAGAUCAACAACAUUUGCUCUCCGUAUAAAAAAUUUACUGCCACCAAAAAAUCUAUAGAGGAGUUUGAUGAGCUGGUAGCUUUGUGGCGAUCCCACUUGGAGUGUGAAAUUUGUCAUCACCUAUUGGCCAGCUAUUCCCAGUUGGAGGAACAUUUUAGCGAAAACCAUACUUCAGUGAUUUGUUACCUCAUGUGUUGCCAAUUGAGACUGGAAACUCGUUACGAUAUUGAGAAACACAUACACUAUCAUAAUGCCCCGCAGCACCUGAAAUGUGAGGCCUGUUGCAAAGUUUUCCGUUUGUUGAAAUAUUUGAGAAGUCACAAAAGAAAUGUGCACACCAGCAAAGCUAAGGAUAAAAAUGCUAAAGACAGCGAGAUGUUGGAAGAGAAAUAUCGUUGCGACAAGUGUCCCAAGGCCUUUGCAACGAAAAAGUAUUUGACCAAGCACCAAAGUGAUGUCCAUAAACCCAAGAGUUUUGAAUGUGAGAUUUGUGGAAAAUCCUUUAGCCGUCAGAAUGUUAUGCGCGAACAUUUGGCUAGCCACAUAGGCGAGAAAACGCAUGCCUGCUCCUUUUGCCCCAAGGCAUUUACCAGCCGAGCUUAUUUCUGUCGACACAUGAGAACAACCCAUCCCCAAGAAUGGCAGAAAAUGCAAAACGAAGUGCCCCCAAGGGAAACCAUGAAGGGGUAUCGGCGAGAAACUCGGGGAGAGAAUAUAGUCUAUGUAUGCCUUCAUUGUUCCAAGGAGUGUGACAAGCAGACUUCCAUGUACUAUCAUCUGGGACGAUGUCAAAGCCAAGAUAAACCAGUAGAGCUUAAAAAAGGGUUUCGACUUGAAACUCGGGGAGGCAGUGAGGUCUAUGUUUGCAUUUAUUGUUCCAAGGUGUGUGACAAGCCUACUUCCAUGUACCAUCGUUCCAAGCGAUGCCUUAAAGCGGCAAACGCAAAAUCAGUGGAACAGGCUAAAGAUAGCCAAACGACUUUGGAUUCUUUGAAGCUGGGGGAAAUCAUGUCCACAUACAAAUGCCCUAUUUGCCUCAAGCUCUACGGAACGAAACUCAUGCUUCACUCCCACAUAAGACGUAUGCACCAAAACAGUUCCGCAAGCAUCAACCUGCAAGCUCUAAACAGCAUCAAGCAAGAAGUUGAAGAACAAGACAAGGACAAUGACCUUAAUGAGCCAGCAAAUAAGUUAUUGCUAUUUAACUAUCUAAUUGAGCCCACUUCCAAGGGAGCAUUCCGAUGCAAAAUAUGUUCCCAGGAAUAUGAAAGCAAACAUUCCCUAGGCAACCACAUUAUGAGUGAGCAUCCCACAAUAACAAAACUCGAGCAAGAAUCAAUGGCGACCGUCACGAGUAUGAAGUAUGAAGAAACAGAAGACAUGGCAAACAUUCCACUGAAAGAUCAUGUCAUACGCAUGGAUUCUUUUAAACGCUCCCUCAGCGUUGUAUAUAAAUGCAAUUUAUGCCCUAAAACCUAUGAGAAAAAGCAAAACAUGUCGGCUCAUCUGCGGCGGACGCACAAGCAAAGUGUCCUACCUCAAUCCAUUAUAACCAAAUUUCAGGUGCAAGGGAAAGGCACUGAAGAUGCCCCCCGCACCAAGUUUAGAUGUGAGCUUUGUUCCAAGGUGUAUGAACAGCAAAGAUCCAUCUUUUCCCAUGUCAAGAAGAUUCACAAGCGAACUACUCAACCACUUGAUGAAGCUAAUGAUCCAACUUAUACAAAAAUAAUGGCGAGUGUAAAUGUGCCUAACGUGGAAAUUGCAGCCAAGACAAGUGAAGGAACAGUAACGUCACAGCCUUUGUACAAAUGUCCAUUUUGUCCCAUGCAAUAUAAAACGAAUGGCUCGCUUUAUGGUCACACACGACGCAAUCACAAAAAUAAAAUUGCAACCAAUAAGCAGAAGGAACUACGGUUUAGUAACUUUUGUGAGCGCUCUCCUAAUGGUGGACUCCGUUGCAAAAUAUGUUCUAAGGUAUAUGGAAAGAAAUGUACGCUAUAUGCCCACAUUAGGCGUGUGCAUCGCCAUAUGACCACAAAGGGACGACAAGUGGUAGAGGAAAAGCCUGCCAACACCACCACCAUCACCAGUGUUUUGUAUAGAUGCAAAUUUUGUACUAAGGCCUAUGACAAGAUCUAUUUGUUGAACGCUCAUUUACGGCGGACUCACAAAAAAAAUUCAAAACAUGAAUCCUUCUACAUCAAAUAUAAGGUGGGCUCUGAAAAUCCCCCCCACACCAAGUAUAAAUGUAAACUUUGUUUCAAGGAGUAUGACAAUCGUUACUCCAUUUAUAGUCAUGUUAGAAUGAUUCAUAAUCAGGACUCACUUUAUAUUAGAAUUAUAGUGACGAAGAAAACUGAUGAAACCAGCAUAGCAUCAGAUGAUGACACCUUAAAUGUGCUGGACAAAACGGAAGAACAUUCAUUAAUGACCCCUAUAGAGGUUAAAGAGUUGAAAGAUGAAAAUGCAACAACAAGCACUUGUGUAAAGACAAGAAUUUUCAGCUGA
Messenger RNA from Stomoxys calcitrans (stable fly), 5389 nucleotides. RefSeq lists its product as uncharacterized. Bases 125 to 5389 code for a protein of 1754 amino acids. The record is from RefSeq and is a predicted model, not a curated record. Gene Ontology annotation, biological process: regulation of transcription by RNA polymerase II. Gene Ontology annotation, cellular component: nucleus. NCBI's taxonomy places the organism in Eukaryota, Metazoa, Arthropoda, Insecta, Diptera, Muscidae. Gene Ontology annotation, molecular function: RNA polymerase II transcription regulatory region sequence-specific DNA binding; DNA-binding transcription factor activity, RNA polymerase II-specific; zinc ion binding. The transcript has 6 exons.